GACGGCGGCGGCGCAGCAGCGUGUCUUGGCAGCACCGGCGACCAUCCCGUCCGUCAAUCAGUCAAUCAGUGUACUUCUGGUGUGGUCAGUGUGUCAAGUCAGUCUACGAGCGCGCGUCACCGAGACUAGAGUGCUUUUGAAUAUCUUGUUCCACGUACAAUUUCACGAGCGAGUCGAUUGGCGUUGAGAGAUACAUAGAAGCGACACAGUGCGAGAAAUACAGACAGAUAGAGGAAGAGAAAAAAAAAAGAACCAGAGAGAGAGAGAGAACGCACAAUUGCGUGCCGCUCCGUAAUUUCGGGCAACCGACCGACGACGAGGAGGAGGAGGAUGGCGAGCACCAAGGACGAUUGCGCCGACAACGUGCAGUUCUUCGAGGGCGUCGAGAAGCUCCUCGAGAUCUGGUUCACUAGCUCCAAGGGCCUCAAACAGCACCAGGGUGAUCUGCGACAGAUACCGCGACAAAAGUGGGAAUCGUUGUUGAAGAUGGUCCGUUGCGAGAUCAUCAGUUUCUGUCGCAAUGAUCAAGUGGAAGCCUACGUUCUUAGCGAGAGCAGCAUGUUCGUGUCCAAGCGCAGACUCAUAUUGAAGACUUGUGGUACCACUACACCGCUGCAGUGUCUAGAGCCUCUUUUGGAGCUCGUCGAAGAGUACACAGGUUUCGACGAUGUCGAGAAUGUUUUUUAUUCCCGAAAGAAUUACAAGAAGCCGGAGCUCCAGAUGUCUCCGCACCAGACGUUCGAGGAGGAAGUUGCUCUCCUGGAUUCCCUUUUCCCUGACGGUGAGGCUUAUUGUAUGGGCUCGCCCGAGACGGAUUGUUGGUAUCUCUACACUCUGAUCCGCGACAAGCAGGAUCCGCCAGAACCUGAUCAGACCCUGGAGAUACUCAUGACCGAGCUGGAUGCGGACGUGAUGUCAAUCUUCACUAGAGAUGUUUGCUCGUCCGCUGACGAGGCGACAGUGAAGUCGGGGAUCGACAAACUUAUUCCCAACAUGAUUAUAGACGACUUUUUGUUCGAGCCAUGCGGAUACUCUAUGAACGGCGUGUCUAAAAAUGGUAGCUACAUGACGAUCCACAUCACGCCAGAACCCGAAUUCUCAUAUGUGUCAUUUGAGUGCAAUGUCUCCGAGGCGUCGUACGACGAAAUAAUCCGUCGCGUGCUAAACACUUUCAAGCCGGGAAAAUUCGUCGUGACGAUCUUCGCUAACAAGCAGUCAGCGGCGGCCAAUUGUCCACGCGACCUCGAGGAACGAUCCGAUUAUCUGAACCGUUCCGGCGACUGGCUGCGCACCGCCGUGCAGUAUUGUCGCUUCCCGAAUUACGAUUUGACUUGCGCCUUCUUCUCACGUUUCCCGAGCUGAGGGUUCAAGGACGCUUCAUUCGUCCCG
Molecule: messenger RNA, 1389 nt
Organism: Formica exsecta
Lineage: Eukaryota; Metazoa; Arthropoda; Insecta; Hymenoptera; Formicidae
Gene: SamDC
Product: S-adenosylmethionine decarboxylase proenzyme
Exons: 6
Coding region: 331-1362 (343 amino acids)
Biological process (GO): spermine biosynthetic process; spermidine biosynthetic process
Cellular component (GO): cytosol
Molecular function (GO): adenosylmethionine decarboxylase activity
Source: RefSeq, a predicted model, not a curated record